Molecule: messenger RNA, 1397 nt
Organism: Lacerta agilis (Sand lizard)
Lineage: Eukaryota; Metazoa; Chordata; Lepidosauria; Squamata; Lacertidae
Gene: DCTPP1
Product: dCTP pyrophosphatase 1
Exons: 4
Coding region: 46-966 (306 amino acids)
Biological process (GO): nucleoside triphosphate catabolic process
Molecular function (GO): nucleoside triphosphate diphosphatase activity
Source: RefSeq, a predicted model, not a curated record
UUCACCAGGCUUCUCUCCCCGCAUCUCUUUCAGGCCUGUUCAGUCAUGGCAUCAUUGAAAAGGGCUGCCAGUGAGGGAAAGUAUUGCAGAGACUGGGAGGAAGAGGAGGAUUUGAAGGUCUGGCUUUGCCCUGUGGCAGGAGACAAUGGCAAAGCAGCCUGCAGGUUCUGCAAGGGUACGAUGCCUGCUGGCUACUCGAACCUUCGGCUGCACAUGGCCACGGCUGAGCAUCAAAAGCAUUUGCCUCCAGGCUGCUCUGUGCCUUUGGCUGAUGAUGGGCUUGGUGACCUGAAGCAUUCUGGUACUGGAACCACCAUGCCCAGGUGGACAGAGGCAUUGUUCCCAUCGGCCAGUUCACCAAAGGCAAAAGAGGAAGAAAUGGAUGAGGUGUUGGUGAGGAACAGGAACGGAAAUUCAGCAGAAGCGUUUCAGUUCAGUGCUGAGCCUACCUUGGAAGACAUCCGAAGACUCCAGUCUGGUUUCACAGCUGAGCGUGGCUGGGGGAAGUACCACCAGCCUCGGAAUCUGCUGCUUGCCCUCGUCGGGGAGGUUGGGGAGCUGGCGGAGCUCUUUCAGUGGCGGGAGGAAGCCCCUGAAGGCCUCCCGGGCUGGACGGCGUCUGAGCGCGAAGCCCUCUCCGACGAGCUCAGCGAUGUCCUCAUCUACCUGGUGGCUCUGGCAGACAAGUGCCGCGUGGACCUUCCCUCGGCCGCCCUCCGCAAGAUAGGGAAGAACCGCCUCAAAUACCCGGCUGAGCGAGUUUACGGGUCGUCCAAGAAAUACACCGAAUACGAGAAGCAACAGGACGGUGCAGCUGCUUCUUCUGGAGCAGCAAGGGGAGAAAACUUUUGUGUGGCUUUGGGAAGCUCCCAUCCUCCGGACACAAGCUGCGAGGGCUCAAAUGGCACUGGGGCUUCAGGGCUCAGGCAGGGCAGCGCCUCGAAACAGGCCUCUACUUCGUCGUAGCCUUUUGUGAGACGAGUCUAGAAAGCGCUAAUGCAAAGGGAGCGAUGUGGGGAGGGGGGGGUGCUGCCAUUAUUUCCUCCCUCUCCUUUUAUGAUUUUGAAGGUUUAGUUGAUGCUCACUCCAUUGAGGAAGGGAGCCCUAUCUGGCAGGGGAAUUGAAAGUGACAAGUCUGUGGGGGAAGGCCUGUCACUCUACGCAGGCAUUAUGACUUUACCUCAGAUGUGAAACUGACAAGGGCCUUCUACACACUUGGCCUCCUGACUAGGGCCCAGUUUGAUGCCUCCAUCUUAAGUUUUUGUUUUUUAAGAAAAGAAGCCAUGGGAAGCUGCCUGUUUGAGCUGACUAAUGGGAGGUUAGGCCUGCUUUACAUCUGGAUGUUUCCGAUCCAAAUCCAUCCUCCUCAAGCUCUGCCCCCCCCCCGGGCCCAUUGG